This is a messenger RNA of Copidosoma floridanum, 306 nucleotides long. RefSeq names its product non-lysosomal glucosylceramidase. The record is from RefSeq and is a predicted model, not a curated record. Gene Ontology annotation, molecular function: glucosylceramidase activity; beta-glucosidase activity. Gene Ontology annotation, biological process: carbohydrate metabolic process; glucosylceramide catabolic process. Gene Ontology annotation, cellular component: membrane. Lineage: Eukaryota; Metazoa; Arthropoda; Insecta; Hymenoptera; Encyrtidae.
AUGAUAAAUCGUUUUAAACGUUUGGACCGACAGGUCCUGGAGCACUGCAUGGCCUUCGACGAGGACAACGACGGCCUCAUAGAAAACGGUGGCUUUCCCGACCAAACGUACGACUGUUGGGUGAUGCGCGGCUCGAGCGCUUACUGCGGUGGCCUGUGGAUCGCCGCGCUCCACUGCGCCGUGGUGAUGGCAGAGUUGCUGUCCGAGCGGGAGGACGCCUCGAGGUAUCGGGACAUCCUCGAACGGGGCAAGGCCGCCUUCCAGGAGAAGCUCUGGAACGGGUAUGGCCACUUUGUAAUAUUCUAA